CUAAAUCUACGACACACUGGUGUCCGGCGCGGAGAGUCCCCGUUCUACUCUCUGAGUAACGCGAGCGUGCACACACCGACGUAUAUCAGCCGGCACAAAUGACCGACGCAAAAAUAACCGGUUCAUAGAUCGCAGCAAGAUUGCAGUAAGAGUUCCGAGUGCUUCGAGAUAGAUCAUGGUCGCAGCGAUCGGAUCUGCCUUGACAGGCAGAGCACAGCUAAGAGCUAGACGCGACUGAGCUCGGUCGCCAACAUUGUUUCCUCGUUAGCGUUAGUUUCCUUGUUGGAAUGCUAACGGCUCACUGGUCGCCGCCAUACUCGCUGUAAUCUAAUCGGGAUCGCCAGGCUUCUCUUGGGAUUCAGACGCACGCGCCUAGCCUCGUCGCUUUCGUCGGGCAUGAUAAGGCGACGCUCGCUGGCUGGUAUCGGCUGAAGCUAUGAACCCAAACUCGGGAACUUGAACGACUCCCAGUAGGUCGAAGUCGCACGGAACCGUUGGCGCUUUGCACCUAGGCCGCGCGGUUUUCCUCUUUUUCUUUCUUCAGAGAAAACUCUUGCCCGAGCUGCGCCCACAGGUGUGCCGCGAUCGUUACGCAGAUCGUGACACGGUUUACAAGUUGGCGCCGUUGCGUGGCGAUGGGAGAUCCCGCUGCUCCGCAAAUGCAUGCCUUCGCGUUUCCGUAUACCCGCUUCUAGGAGCGCGACGUUUACCGCCGUUUCUAAUUAUUGAUCGUCCGCACACGUACGCAUGUACUAAUGAAAUGUUUGUUCGUUUCAUUACAUUCAGGAAGAUUCUCAAGAAGCCCCGAGAAAGUUUGUUCGGUGUCGGACGCAAAAACGUGAACGGUAUUGACAAUAUUUAUAUCGGCAGUGCAUGGAAUAUUUUGCGACCGUUGCAUCCAUUAACAAUUUAUCGAUACCGCCAAUUUGAUAAAUUUAUCAGCCGCAACCGACAAUAAAUAUUAAUAAUCGCGGAAUCAAUAAUUUCAACGAACGGGAAACUUUCUUCAAGCAGAGUCUACAUUAUUGUGCUGCGUCGCGAGCUGAACUUGACCGCGAACCGAUUACUAUCGAAUCGAACGAUUUCGAACCGUUUCGACGCGAUAGUAAUGAGUUCACGGCCAGCUCGCGACGCAGUCCGAUAAUAUGAACUCUGCUUUACGCUUCGCGGAGGAGACGAGAAUGGACGCGCGAAUAUCCUCAUUCGCAGGCGUUCCGCUCACUGGUGCACGCAGGUGCACGCGUACCCGUGUGUCCUUGGCUACAUUGAAGCGACAUGUACAAGCGCAAAACGCUUACGAUGCGAUGACAAAUGUUUGUCGCGACGAAAAGGAGAGAAAAACGAGCCCGUAGCGGUUUCCGGUGUCGCGUUAAUACCGGGAGACCUACUUUGGUCUCGGCAAUGUAUCCACUGUCUUAACACGUGGGUCCGGUUCAUUACUGAGAGAGCAAAGUUGAAGCAAAAUGGUCGAAUGGCGAUACUAAAUUAACACCCUCGCUACCGCCAUGUGGUAAAAAAAAAACCGUUUACCACAGACCACUCUCCGUUUUUCUUACUUUUGAUGCUAACAAGAUAGACUUUAUUUGAAAUUAUAGCGGUGAAAGGAAAGAUCGUUGCAUGUGUGACACUGGUCUCUCUGUCAUCGAUGCGUCACACUGAACGUGUCAAGAAUUAAAAAUGAAAACUCUCGAUGACUCUAAUUUUUAAUAAUUUUUAGCGGUCAUUUGAUCGUAAUUAGCCUCCAGUACCGGACGAAUUAACUACUAAUCGGCCCAUUACAAUCACGGGCGUUUGUGUUUUGCGUGUCGAAUGCAACUCUGCGCUGCAUUCUCGCAAACGCGCUCCGCAGCUGAGCGAGCAUCGUUCUCCCGCGAACCUUGCUCACAAGACUUAAUAAUCGCUUGCAAAAUCGUUUAACCGAUCAGUUAUCGUGCGCAUUAACUUUGCUUUGCGCAUGCAAAGAUUUCCCCGACUCAAAGGGAGAGAAAGCGCAUAACGGGAACUCGGCUUGUUGGCUCUCCCGCGUUUUAAUUGGAGCCCAUAGCGUUUAGAGAACGCGGACAAUACGGCUGCCAAGAAAUUCCCCGUGAAGGCCAAUGAAUCAUGUACUGGGACAAAAGGCCUUAACCGGAAACGGCCGGCCUCGCCUUGGUUUCCUUCAAUGUACACUUUAUAUUUCUUCGUUGUUCGCACAAUAAUCUUAUCUCUCUAUUGUCUUAUCUCGCAUUGCAAUCUUGUAAUAAUUUUCUUUAAAUAUCGAUUCGAUAGUGCCCAGUGGGAGAUAUAUUAAUUUAUAGUUGCCACUAAUAGCCGAGCAACAAAACAAUGGGAACGGGAAAUUAUAAUGCAAAUACGACGUGUCAAAACGUCACGUUUUCACGGAAAGACCACGCAUCACAGGCUUUCAGACUAUUAACUUGUCAUAUUUUCGUGUGUCAUAGAUAGAUGCAUAUAAUAAAAAAGCGCUUCUGCGCAUGCGAAUAUUGGAGGAUUAAAAAUACUAAAAAGCCGGAACGAAUAUAUGUUACAAUCCAAUAACACACAAAAGGCAGCGACACUUAUACGUAAAGAGAUGCACGCACCCGCACCGCGCGGGACAGUUUCUUUUGAUGUCCCCACCGGGAAUCUACGGUACAUACGAGCUAAAUCGAGCAAACAGCCACGCCACGAGCCUAUCUUCAGCCGGCUGUGUUGAUAGUGCAUCGAUCGAUCGCGAAGGCAAAGGCUACGCGAGUCCAAACAACAAGCGCUCCGUUCAGAUUUAUCGGUCGGCGUGUAAAGGCCAGUAAAGGCAGAAGUGUCCGUUACGUUUGCUCCGCGCGAGAUUCAGGAGGAAAUAAACGCGCGUACUUCCCGGGGAUUUCGGGAUUAAAGGCGCGGCGAUCUCAAAAGUCCUCCUGUCAAGGAGAGGAGGAAACGAGCGGGAGAGUUCGCCGGUUCCGGCUCGCGCCUCAUGAAUAAUUGAGCGACGAAGAGGAACGCCGGAUUAUCAUAAUGCGUGAAUGACGCCGCGCGAAAUCUUCAUCAAGCUGGUGCAUCGGAAGCGAUAGCCUCGCCGAGGGCCGACCAGAAAGAGGACGAACACGAAGCUUGUUUACAGGAGCCAGCCGCCCCGACCAGUCCGGAAAUGGGUUGUUGCGGGUGUGCGGACGAGCCUUCGUCCAAGGUGGAACCCACGACACCUCAGGGUUCACCGCCCGCCUACUCGGAGCAGAUCUUCGUGAAAGACCGAUCAUGUACAGACUUCUUUGCUGUGAUCAUCAUACUCGCGCUCGCGGGUGGCUUCGCCUUCAUGAUGACGAAUGUUGUGAAGAAGGGUGAUAUUUACCGUGUCAUAAAUGGCUACGACGAUAACGGCAACGUCUGCGGCCGUGUAAACUUGAGGGAGAACAAUCCGAAUUUUCCGCGCAGAGGCGGUGACUAUACCCAUACGCCGUAUCUCGAGGUGGACAUUGGAGUUAACGGAGUGAAGAGCCGUAAAUGCGUGGCGAAUUGCACUUCUGCGGACAGAAUAUUAAUCUUCAAUCGCUGUGUGCACAAAAAGGAGACCGACACCAUUAACUCUAUAAUAAGGACUCUUCGAUUGGACAGUUUUUAUAGGGAAGCAGUGACCGAUCUGGGAAUUGCAUGGCGCGAAUUGGUAUACCUUUUACUUAUAGCACUGGCACUUUCGCUCGCUAUCCUGGUCGCCUUCCGCUACAUGGUGCAAUAUGUCAUUUAUAUCGUAUUGAUCGGCGCAAUUGUGGCCAGUAUCGGCGGCACGACGUAUCUCUGGAUGACGUGGUACCAUGAGAAGAAGGAUGUUGAGAACCACGAGAUAAUGCCAGAGGAUUCCAGCGUGCAACCGUACUUUAUCUACGCCGUGAUUAUGUCCGUCGUUACUGUAAUCGUCCUCCUGGUGGUUCUGGUCAUGCGAAAGAGGAUCCAACUGGUGAUGCAGCUGUUCCGAGAGGCGGGCAAAGCCGUGUGCGCGAUGCCGGUGCUGCUGUUCCAGCCGAUUUUCACAUACCUGCUGAUCGGCUGUACGGUGGUGGCCUGGAUCUACUGCAUGCUGUGGAUCGAGAGCGCCGGCGAUAUUUAUAUAAAUCGGAAAAAUCAUACUCACUUCAAAAAGGAUGCGCUGCUGCUUGCAACCAGGUGGUACAACCUGUUCCUGUUCUUCGUAGCGUGCGAGUUCUACCUGGGCUGCCAGCACAUGGUUGUCGCUUGCGCCGUUGCCCGAUGGUUUUUUACGAGAGAUAAAAAACGCCUUUCUCUACCAGUGAUAAAAGGCUUCUGGUAUCUUGUAAGGUAUCAUAUGGGUACCGUCGCUUUUGGGGCCUUGAUAAUAGGCAUUGUUCGCCUGAUCAGAGCCAUCAUAUCCUUCAUCCAAAAUCGACUGAAGAGUUACAAUAACGCCUGCGUGAAUGGGAUAAUGUGGUGUUGUCAAUGUUGCAUGUGGUGCUUCGAAUGCGCCCUGAAAUUCCUCACUAGGAAUGCUUACAUCGAAACAGCCAUAUACGGAUGCAACUUCUGCACAGGCGGAAGGAAGGCAUUCCAAGCACUGUCCAGCAACAUUUUGCGAGUAGCGGCGAUUAACAGCGUCGGCGACUUUGUCCUGUUUUUGGGGAAAGUCCUCGUCGUUACCCUUACGGUUGUCUCUGGCAUCUAUUUAAUGCAGGUACGAAUAAAUCAAUUAUAUAUAUUAUUAUAUCUAAUUUUUGUUCAAUUUCAUCUUGCUCUUGUUUCGCAGAAAAAAGACGGGCUUCAUCAUCCUUGGAUUCCCAUAACACUCGCGGGUAUAUUUGCAUUCUUGGUCGCACAUUGCUUCAUAUCCAUCUAUGAGAUGAUCAUCGACACGAUAUUCCUGUGCUUCUGCGAGGAUUGCGAGAAGAAUGACGGCAUCAGCCGGCCUUACUUCAUGAGCCGCGGUUUAAUGGAAUUCGUGGAGAACAGUAAGAAAGCUCUGAGGCAGCUGGACGUCCCGAACACGUAACAAGCUCGCAGAUCGAUCCGACGCUCUCGUCGAUGGGAUGCACCACGGAUAAUCGUUUCCAAGAUUCGAUGUUCAAUGUGGAAGAUGUGGACCGGCGCGAGACCUGUUCGCGUCCGAGGUUUACGUAGAACAUUAUACGGAUGCGUCUCAGGAGCAGGAUCGCGCAAGAGACGGAGGUUUUUCUUCACAUACGCACAAGCUGUCUUCUCUUAGUGUGUAGCACUAUCGAUGUUACCGAGGUCUUUCCAUGCCGAGACGAAGAGAUCGGUCAGCACGAUCGAGCGUCCCGAUCGGGCCUGACGGAGCCGAUCGCGUCACGAACAAACGCCAGGAAUCAUUCUCUAUUUUCGAAGUUCCUAUCUUUCUAAAAGUAUUUUUUAUAUAAAGAGGAAGCUCGUUUUCUACGCGACCGCAGCUGAAAUCGGCUGUCGCGACUGACAGUCCAAACUUGCGUAUGUAUUUCGUGUUGAUCACAACCGAACGACGAGUUGAUUUGUGAGAAGGUUGCCUGCCUACUUCAUUCUAGGGAAUAAGUUUACACGCACAAGACCAUGCAUUGUUACAGUUGUAAUAUUACCGCCGCUGUACAUACUUCCUUUCCUAUGUUAUGGACAAGUGCCUACUUGUUACCGCGUAACAUUUCGUACCUUUCAUUUCGGAAUCAACGCCGUUUUACGGCGCACGAUUGUCGAGAAUAGCUCGCUGUCAGUAGCGAUAUAUGGGAUAAUUAUGGAUUUAUUCGGAAACGUUUCUGAACGGAAAUUCCUCUUCUCGUUUAAUUAUUCUGUUAAAAAUAUCCAUUAUACUAUUUGUAAUUUCGUUUAUAAGUAUUACAUUAGAUUAUUCGUACAAGUUUGAUUUGAAAGUUUCCGGCGCGAGCCAGCGAUAAUUCUAUUCUGAUCGGAAUGUAUUAAUUAACGUUGCAUUCAGUAAAUUAAUAUUUGAAAGGAAAAUUGGUGUCACAACGCCUUCGUCCAACGUCAUGUUGGAUUUUUAUUGAGUUAUUUAUGUAACGAUGGUAAGUAAGUAUUGAAUAUUUUGUACUUUUUUUUUAUUGCCGUUUUGUGUAUGUUGCUUUGUAGCUUUUAGUUAGCCUACAUAAGCGCACGUAUGAAAGUAUAAUAUAGCGGUACGUCUUUUUAUAAAACAUGUCAUUAAUUUUUUGCAUUCAAUUAUUCAUAAUUUCUCUCCUUGUGAUGUAUUGGUAUAUCAUAAUUAGUUGCAAUCGUCGACGAGUGAGACAGCAUCUCACAAUAGUUUCUUCUUGACUGAUAAAAAAUGAAUUAUUUACAUAUAUCCACUUUUCUCAUAUUGUACUAAUUUAUUAUAUAUAUUUUUUUAAGUUUAGAAAUAAGAUAUUCAAAACGUAAUACUUCUUAAAAUUAUAAACGAUACAUUCAACUAACUCAAAGCGGAAUCAUUCGGUACGAACAGAAACGUAUUCGAAUCAACCGAGGAUAGUUUCCAAGUUGUGUUACUUCAUAAGAGAAAUAUAUACAAAUAUACAUAAGCGGAAAUUUAUAUUACAUUGUACGUUAUUAUAAUCAAAGAAAUUAUAAAAAUACAAACAUUUUGCGAUCUACCAUGACUGAUUCAUCAAUUCCUUGCACCUAUACGUCCACCUACCAGACGACGUUGGAGAACGCGAAUGCUGAAAAAGAGAUACCCUGGGAGAGGGGUAUGGUGGGACGUGCGACAUUUUCAGGAUGCACAUGUUGUAACUUUAUCAAUUUAAUUUUAUUUCGUCCGAGCACACAGUGCAUGAACGAUCAUGCUUGGUUUACAGAUCUCAUUUUAUGCCGGUUUAGCAAAGUGGUUUUGUGUGUCGUUAACACUCAGCUUGGCAGUAAAUCGGGAUGACGAGUCGGGCGCUACAGGGGUUGACGGCGUGGGGAGGGAGGAGAAGAAAGGGCGAGGGAGGGCAGGUUUGGUCUGCGUGGUUCAGGCCGAGUAGACAUUAGGACGAGUUUGGAAAAAAUAGAGUAGACCGUUCAGAAAUGAUUCUCUCUCGCACUCGCGAGGCGCAGCGCGCUCGGAGAACGGCGGGGGGAUUGUCGCUUGCUACAGGGGUGG
Ooceraea biroi (clonal raider ant) is the source of this 7048-nucleotide messenger RNA. Its product is annotated as choline transporter-like protein 1. The record is from RefSeq and is a predicted model, not a curated record. Gene Ontology annotation, cellular component: membrane. Gene Ontology annotation, molecular function: transmembrane transporter activity. Gene Ontology annotation, biological process: transmembrane transport. NCBI's taxonomy places the organism in Eukaryota, Metazoa, Arthropoda, Insecta, Hymenoptera, Formicidae.